GAGCAGCAGCAACAGGUGUCAUCCACAGACAAGCUCAAGAUUAAGAGCAGCAGGCCGUGACGUCACACCUUAUCAACAACAAUGGCGCGUCACUUCAAGGAGCAGGAUAUUGAUGAGUUCCGUGAGUGCUUCUCUCUGUACGCGCGUCAUGGCACCAUCCGCACUCUCGACCAGCUGACAGUCAUCAUGCGUUCCCUUGGUCUCAGCCCCACUAUUGCCGAGCUCAAGACCUACUUCAAGGACAAGGGAGGCAAGUUGAGCUUCCCGGACUUCCUGGAGGUGAUGCACAAGCACAGCCAGGUGGAGCACAUCCCAGAGGAGAUCCUGGCGGCCUUCCAGGGACAUGACCCACGCCGCACCGGGGCCAUUCCUGCCCGGGAGCUGCGCCACAUCCUGCUGCACUGGGGGGAGAGACUCAGCCACAAGGAAGUGGAGCAAAUCUUCCGGGAGGCCAACAUCUCACCAAACGGCAUGGUGCGCUACCAAGACUUCUGCCGCAUUGUGUGUGCCCCAGUGCCUGACUACUACUAGCCCUGCCCCCUCCUGGCACCACCCCACCCUGGCCUGGCACCCCUAACUUAAUCUAACCUUAUCUUACAAAUACCUUACCUUAUCUAACCUAUUCUUAUUUUACCUUACUUAACCUAACCUUACCUAACCUCUGACAUCUACUUCAUCACCCAUGUCACUACAGAAACACCCCUAACCUAACAUAACCUAACCUAACCUAACCUAACCUAACCUAACCUAACAUAACCUAACCUAACCUAACCUAACCUAACCUAACCUAACCUAACAUAACCAAACCUAACCUAACCUAACCUAACCUAACCUAACUUAACCUAGCAUCUUUGACGUAAUCUAACUUAACCUAACCCACUUCCUUCUUAAGUCUCCACAUAAACAGUGCCUUAUGUAACACAACACUUUUUCUUCUUAAUGAGCCACAGUAGAGGGUCUUAGGGUCACAUGCCAGGAAGGUCAAGAAAACUGGGUCACUUAUGAGGUGAAUUGGCUCAUGCAAGGUCACAGCAAGAGAUCAUCUGAGGUCACAGGUCACUUCUUGGAGGGCGUGUCAGGGUAGGUCGCCUGUGUUGUGUUGUGUAGCGGUGUUGAAAGUUGUUGGGAUUUUGUUGGCGUUGUUGUUGUUGGUGUGGUAAUGUUUCCUUUAAAAGGUAAUGUUCCUUUUAGUAUUUUGUCUCUUCUUUUUUUCUCAAUUUAAUUACUUUCCAUCUUUCUUUAAUGUUCUAUUUUCUUACAUUUUCUCUUCUCUCUUCUAUUCUUAUUAUUUUUUCCCUCUUCAUUCAUCUCAUCAAUAUUCUUCUUCCAUUUUCUUUCCUUCCCUUCUUUUUCCUCUAGUUCUCCCAUUACUAUCUUUGCACCAUUCCUUUCUAUCUCCUUCAGUUCAUUUCAUUAUCUUUACCUUCCAAGUAUAUGUGUGUAUGUAUCUAUAUAUGUAUGUAUGUGUGUAUCAGUAAGUGCCUCUAUGCUGCCUUACACAACAGUAAUCUGGGUAAGGUUGGCUCAGUAAGGUUAUUGAUUCACGAAGAGCUGGGCUGCUAGUGAUGCUGAAGUCAUUUUGUCAAGAGCAGGCUAAGAUGUAAGUGUCUGGCAGCUGGUGUGAUGAAAGAAAGAGGUUGAUUCUAAGCUUUAUUUAGUGUAGAGAAGGUUAAAGAGUUUUGGUUUAAUGUACGAUGGUUCUUGUACACUAAAGUUAAAGAGUUUUGGUGUAAUGUAUGAUGGUUCUUGUACUUAAGUUAAAGAGUUUUGGUUUAAUGUACAAUGGUUCUUGUACACUAAAGUUAAAGAGUUUUGGUGUGAUGUAUGAUGGUUCUUGUACACUAAAGUUAAAGAGUUUUGUUAUAAUGUACGAUGGCUCUGGUACGCUAAAGUUAAAGAGUUUUGGUGUAACGUACGAUAAUUUUUGUACACUAAAAACUUACAAACUCCAUUGUCAUUGUGGAAUUAUUUAUAAAGAGCUAGUUAGAUUAGAAGAACAAUCUAAUUAUAUUUCAAGAUAGCAAGAAGUUAAAGAGUGUUGAUGUGGAGUACGAUGAUUUUUGUACACCAAGAACAUUCCAACUCCCUCUGUUUUCAUUAUUUAUAAAGAGUUAUAAAGAGUUACCAGUAGUUAGAUUAGAAAGAGAAUCCAACCCUAUUUAUACAUUAAGAUAACAGAAAGUAGAAGUUAAGGAGUUUUUCGGCAACUGUACGAUGAUUUGUAUGAUAAUAAUAACACUCCAACUCCAUUUUUGCCUGUGGGUUUUUUGAAGAGUUGGAUCAGACUAGAAGAAUAAUUUAACUCCAUUUAUAUAUUAAGGUAACGGAGAAGAGAAGUUAAAGAGUUUUUAUGGACUGUACGAUGAUUCUUGUACACUAAAGCAGGACAUUCCAACACCACUUACUGUUUUUUUUGUGGAAUUAUAAUGAAAAGACUAGAAAGAGUAACCAAGAGCACAAGUUAGAGAGUUUUCAUCGAACGUACAACGAUUUUUUGUACAAUAGCAAUGACAUCCCAACUCCAUUUAAUUUCUUUGUGGAAUCAUUCAGAGUUAAUUAGAUAAGAACACCCCCAGCUCUGUUUCCAUAUUAAGAUAAGAAAAGAGUGAAAGUUAAAGAAUUUCCAGCAAAGGUACGAUGACUUUUGUACAACAGAAACUGAGACAUUCCAAGAAAACAUUCCACUUGAUUGAAUAUAUGAUAAUCUUUCCUC
Scylla paramamosain (green mud crab) is the source of this 2713-nucleotide messenger RNA. RefSeq names its product calmodulin-like protein 4. Gene Ontology annotation, cellular component: myosin II complex. The record is from RefSeq and is a predicted model, not a curated record. The coding region runs from base 82 to 531 and encodes 149 amino acids. NCBI's taxonomy places the organism in Eukaryota, Metazoa, Arthropoda, Malacostraca, Decapoda, Portunidae. Gene Ontology annotation, molecular function: calcium ion binding. The transcript has 5 exons.